AUGGUUCUGGGCCACCGAAAGAACUCACUGCAUUCUAAUCGCUCCUCCGUGGACGAGAACCGCAGCGAGAAUGACGACGAAACGGUGGUGUCGGAGGAGCAGGGCUCCAUCCUCACUCACAUCAUCUCCCAGCUGCGCCCAGGCGCCGACCUGAGCCGUGUGACCCUCCCUACGUUCAUCCUCGAACCGCGAUCCAUGCUCGAGCGCAUCACGAACUUCAUGGCUCACCCCGAAACCCUCCUCCCUAUGCCUAAGAUUGAUGACCCUAUCGAGCGCUUCGUGGCCGUAACAAAGUUCUACCUCUCCGGAUGGCACAUCAAACCCCCUGGUGUCAAGAAGCCCCUCAACCCCAUCCUCGGAGAAACGUUCACCGGGUACUGGGACUAUCCAGAUGGCACCAGGGGGUACUACAUCUCCGAACAAACCUCUCAUCAUCCUCCUAAAUCGUCCUACUUCUUCAUGGCUCCCGAGCACCAUAUCCGGAUAGACGGCACAUUGAAACCACGUAGUAAAUUUCUAGGCAAUAGUGUAGGAUCGUUCAUGGAAGGCAUAGCAGUGAUGAGGUUCUUGAACCGGGGCGAAAGAUACUUCAUCACCCAGCCAAACAUGUACGCCCGAGGCAUUCUUUUCGGAAAGAUGAAAUACGAGCUUGGUGACCACGCCGUCGUGCGUUGCCCGGAAUCUGGUCUAGAGGUUGACAUAGAAUUCAAAGUAAAAGGCUGGGUUGGUGGCUCGUAUAACGGAAUUGGAGGCUUCAUCAAGGACAAGAAUGGCAAGCAGCUGUAUGAGCUGAGCGGACACUGGGACGGCGAGAUGUUUAUCAAAGACCUCGCUACGGGCAAGAAAGAGCUUCUGUUCGACGCCUCGCACGCAAAGCCGAGCUUUCCGAAGAGCCGUCCUCUCGAGGAGCAAGCGCCUCGUGAGAGCCAAAAGCUUUGGCACAGCACAACUCAGGCAAUCAAGAAGGCGGAUCAAAGAACCGCAACGGACGAGAAGUCACGCAUCGAGGACGAGCAAAGACGUGAGGCAGCUGAGAGAGGCGAGGGCCACGUCUGGCAGCCCAAGCUGUUCAAGGCCGCACCUCCAGGAGACGAACAGAGCCUGGACUGGAUCAUCGACGCACAAGUUGACAACGAUGGGCCAGCGGAGAAGCAGAUCAAACAGAUACUGGCGAUUGCUCCUAUCAUUCCUGGCCAAGGUCUCGACCAAACGAAAUACUUUGAGGAUAAGGCCCUUCCUUCGCAACAAGGCAAGGGUCUGCCUGCGCAGUCUGGCAGCAACGACUUGAUCGACUUUGGACAGAACGACUCAACAUCUGCUGCUUCACAACAGACUUCGCAGACAACUGCAUCUCCAGCAAAGCCCAACGGCCUUCAGGACCCUCUCUUGCCCACAAGUUCUGGCAAGCCAAAGCCUGGAGACCCUAUCAGACGGAUGGAUUCAAUGGGCCGAGAAGACCUGUUCAUGGAUGCAGAGCCAUGA
This is a messenger RNA of Zasmidium cellare ATCC 36951, 1482 nucleotides long. RefSeq lists its product as uncharacterized. The transcript has 2 exons. Gene Ontology annotation, cellular component: intracellular membrane-bounded organelle; cortical endoplasmic reticulum; cytosol. The record is from RefSeq and is a predicted model, not a curated record. Lineage: Eukaryota; Fungi; Ascomycota; Dothideomycetes; Mycosphaerellales; Mycosphaerellaceae. The coding region runs from base 1 to 1482 and encodes 493 amino acids. Gene Ontology annotation, molecular function: sterol binding.